AUGGCCGACAAAACAGACCACAGCACCACCGUCGUGGAGCCGGGUGUGGUCGCUGAGAAAGACAAUGAGAUACGACACAGUGCUCACGGUGUCGAACUCAGCGACGAUGGCAUUGAGAAGACGGAGCGCCACCUCGAUGUCACCGAGGACGACUUGCUCGAGGCCAAGGAGCUCGCAGCAACCUACUCGCUCGAGGACUUGCAAAGCAUGAUGCAACGAGUACUGAAGCUUCAUGGCCGCGACCCCAACUUCCCAAUUAACAUUAUCCGCGAAAUUGAGGAAUUUCUCGGGAAUGACGACGUUUUCGCCAACCCGGAAAAACAUGAGGAGCUCAUCAACGAGAUGAAGAUUGAAGCCGCUCUCAUCACCAACAACUCGCCCUAUGCUGAAGUUCGCGCUGUUGUCGACAACCACGAUGAUCCCACCACUCCCGUCUCUACCAUUCGCGCCUGGGUAAUCGGCAUUAUCCUCUCAGUCGCAUGCGCCUUCGUCAACAUCUUCUUCGGCAUCCGCAUGCCCGCCAUCAACGUCACCUCCAACGUUCCUCAGCUACUAGCCUAUCCACUAGGUAAAUUCUGCGAGACGGUGCUACCCGACGCUGGAAUUACCCUCUUUGGUGUGCGCCACAGCCUCAACCCCGGUCCGUUCAACAAGAAAGAGCACAUGCUCAUCACGAUCAUGGCUAGCAUCUCGAUUGGCGGCACUUAUACCAGCAGCAUCAUCUGGAUCCAGGCACUCCCCAAAUUCUUCAAUCAGCCGUGGGCGAUCAACUUUGGCUACCAAACAUUGAUUGCGCUUUCGACCAACUUUAUCGGCUACAGCCUAGCUGGUAUUACCCGCAGAUUUCUGGUUUAUCCUUCAUUUUGCGUCUGGCCUGAAGCUCUGGUCACCAUUGCUCUCAACGCUUCAUUUCACGAUGACAGCAACCCAGUUGUCGCUGGUCCUUUCAAGAGUUUCUGGAAAAUGAGCCGCCUGAGGUUCUUUUGCAUUGCCGGCGGUCUUAUGUUCAUCUACUUCUGGGUUCCUAACACGCUUUUUGCCGCCCUGUCCUUCUUUACAUGGAUGAUAUGGAUUGCUCCCGACAACCGCCUCCUCACAACUAUUACCGGCUCCCGAAACGGUCUUGGAAUUAACCCCAUUCCGACAUUCGACUGGAAUAUCGUCACCUUUUUUACCGAUCCUCUUGUCAUUCCCUUUUUCAGCACAUUCAACCUAUUCGUUGGCAUGUUUUUCAGCAUGUUCAUUGUUAUCGGUGUCUACUUUAGUAAUGCUUGGUACACCGGGUACCUCCCGAUUACAUCCAACGCUCCCUGGGACCACUAUGCGAAGCGAUACAAUGUCACACGGGUUCUUGACUCCAAGGGGAUCAUGGACAUCGAGAAAUACCAAGCCUACUCGCCGCCAUACCUCUCAGCUGGAAACAUUGUGAUCUAUAUGUUCUUCUUCAGCGUAUACACCGCAUCCAUCACUCAUGCCAUUCUUUACCAUCGUCUGGAAAUCUCCAUGGGCUUGAAGGAGCUCUGGAAUACGAUCAGCCGAAAGAAAAACACCGACGAGGACCGCGUGUUGGAUGUUCAUAACCGUCUAAUGAAGGCUUACAAGGAAGUUCCUGAGUGGUGGUAUGGAAUCUGCCUCAUCUUUGCCAUCGCUGUUGGAGUGGCUGGUAUUGUUCACUACCCAACCAAUACGAGCCCCGGGACGAUCUUUUUCGGAAUUGCUCUGACGCUCAUAUUCAUCGUACCCACUGGCAUUAUUUACGCCAUGACAGGUGUGCAGGUCAGUCUCAAUGUCCUGGCCGAGUUUAUUGGUGGUUCUUGGGUUGAAGGCAACGCCCUGGCAAUGUGCUUCUUCAAGACAUAUGGCGUCAUUACAUGUCUGCAGGCACAAGCCUUUGCCAGAGACUUGAAGCUCGCGCACUACCUUAAAAUCCCCCCGCGCAUCACUUUUUUCGCGCAAAUGGUCCCCACGCUUGCAACUACGUUUGUGGCUGUAGGCGUUCUGACCUAUCAAAUCACGCUCAAGGACGUAUGUACGGAAAAUGCCCCUUUCCGUUUCUACUGUCCCAACGAGACGACCUUCUUCACUGCUGCUGUCCUAUGGGGUACUGUUGGCCCAAAGAGACUUUGGGGUGUCGGUGGUCAAUAUGCCGUCACUCUGCUUGGCUUUCCACUCGGCGUUGUCGUUGUGCUAGUUUUCUGGGGUCUGGGCAAGAAGUACCCCAACAACGCAGUCCUGCGGAAAACGCACCCUGUGGUAAUGCUUUUCGGUGGUAUCCAGUGGGCUCCGUACAACAUUAGCUACAUGUGGGCAGCCGUUCCACCCGGGGCCUUGUCGUGGCUCUAUAUGCGCAAGCGAUUCCUCGGAUGGUGGUCUAAGUACAACUUUGUCCUGUCGGCCGCUCUCUCCUGCGGUAUUGCCAUCUCGGCGAUCGUUCAGUUCUUCGCAGUCGCGUACAAUGGCCACGAGGUUUCCUGGUGGGGUAACGACAUUGUCCAGAGCCAUUGCGAGGAUCCUUCCAACGUUGCCUGUCGCCUUAAACAGCUCGCCAAGGGCGAGUUCUUCGGUCCUGCUCCCGGAACAUACAACGUUUGA
Akanthomyces muscarius is the source of this 2592-nucleotide messenger RNA. RefSeq lists its product as uncharacterized. Bases 1 to 2592 code for a protein of 863 amino acids. The record is from RefSeq and is a predicted model, not a curated record. Gene Ontology annotation, molecular function: oligopeptide transmembrane transporter activity. Gene Ontology annotation, biological process: transmembrane transport. NCBI's taxonomy places the organism in Eukaryota, Fungi, Ascomycota, Sordariomycetes, Hypocreales, Cordycipitaceae. The transcript has 4 exons.